GAUAUUUCGCUUUAAAUAGACGAUGCUGGUUAGUCAAAUACUGCGAUCGGGGUAUAUGGUGAACAGAGAAUAAGCGUUAUUCGUUAAUUCAAGAUUUUUCCAGCUUCGUCAGGUUGUUUUAAGUUCAAAUAAAUUCAAUUCAGAGCUUGCUAGUGCCUGGGACUACCUUUGACUGGAGAUUGGGGUUGAAUAUUACACUGUGGAAUAUAAGGAAUAGAACAUAGAAGUGCUUCUUUAAGAGCGGAAGACAUGGGAAAAGACUUCUACAAGGUGCUGGGCAUCGGACGUAAUGCUUCCGAUGAUGAAAUCAAAAAGGCCUACCGGAAAAUGGCACUGAAGUUCCAUCCAGACAAAAACAAGUCUCCGGGUGCUGAAGAAAAGUUCAAAGACAUCGCUGAAGCCUAUGAAAUUCUGAGUGAUAAAACAAAGAAGGAGAUCUUUGACAAGUAUGGAGAGGAGGGUCUGAAGGGGAAUAUGGGCGGCGGCGGCGGCGGAGGGAUGGGCCAGCCGGGUGGCAUGGGCGGCAUGGGUGGAGGCCAGGGCUUCACCUACGCGUACCACGGCGACCCGCGCGCCACCUUCGCCCAGUUCUUCGGCACCAACAACCCGUUCGAGACCAUUUUCACACAGGGCAUGGGCGGCAGCGGCGUCAUUUUCGACGAGGAGAUGGACGCCGGAGACGGCGGCGGUCCGUUCGGCCCGCGGCCCAGCACGUUCCGCUCCCAGUCGUUCCACACGGGCCCGCCGCCGAAGCAGCAGCGUCAGCAGGCGCGCCAGCAGCAGGACCCGGCGCUCGAGCACGACCUCUACGUGGCGCUGGAGGACAUCGCCAAGGGCUGCACCAAAAAGAUGAAGAUCUCGCGGAAGGUGCUCAGCCCCGACGGUCAGUCGCUGAACCGAGAGGACAAGGUACUGGCCAUUAACGUCCGGCCCGGAUGGAAGGCCGGCACCAAGAUCACAUUCCAGCGCGAGGGAGACCAGGGGCACGGCAAAAUUCCCGCCGACGUGGUUUUCAUCAUCCGGGACAAGUCCCACGCGGUGUUCAAGCGGGACGAGUCCAACAUCAAGUACGCGUGUCCGGUGACGCUGAAGGACGCGCUGUGCGGCACCACCGUGAUGAUCCCCACGCUGACCGGGGAGAAGGUGCCGCUCGACCUGUCCAAAGAGGUCAUCAAGCCGACCACCACGCGCCGCCUGCUCGGCCGCGGUCUGCCCUACCCCAAAGAGCCGAACCGGCGCGGAGACCUAAUCGUUACAUUCGAUAUCAAGUUUCCUGACAAGAUAUCCGAAAGCGCUAAAGAGAUCCUGUCUAGCAUCUUGUGAAGUGUGCUCUGGACAUCAUGUGAUAAGGUGUCAGAGCUUUCCCUAUUUCGGGCCGCAAGUAGAGAUGAGGCUGCAUGAGUGCAUGGGGUGGUGCCCAGGGCUCCUAAUAAUCCCUCGUCGGGAAGCGGGCGGUGUUCCAACCGUGUGGAUAGUGUAGUUUCGGGAUCUUCGACUGCCGGGGACUCCUAUAUCAAGCUUGACCGCAUUAUAACUUGAUCUUAUUGUUAGAAUCCGCUUCGUCGAUGGUAGAUCCUGUGCGUUGGUGUUUUGUUUUGCGGAACCACCGUUCAUUCCCCUUUAGCGUUCCAUGUUUUCAGUUUGGUUGUUGCAGUGUUGUAAAUUUGAUCGCUCUUCUCAAAUCAGCGGUGUAUUGAGAAAUCGUGCACCGAAAUGGUCUGUGGACCCUAAACAAAAUUGCCUGUCCUCUGACAUGUAUUAUUAUUUACGUAUUGGUGUCCGGUUCCUACAACGCGUGACGCUAUGAACUGCUUGACGUAUAAUUGAUCACAUGUACGCUCCCCGCUAAAUGUCUGCUAAUAUGACAGCACGUGUGUAUUUUGACGGCAUUGAUAAUCGCUAAGCGACUCUACUUUCGGUUCGGUUCUACAUGUCCGAAUUAUUUCGUUGUGAUUCUUUGGCCCCGCGUUUCCUGGUCUCAGAUGUAUGUGAACGUGGCAUGUUGUCUAUAUGUUCACGCCUUAUUCGCGUGGUUGUCCGUAGCGGCAGGCAAACCAGUACGUCUUCUAUUGAGAGAUACCAAAUAAAACCCAUUUUGUUUUCUAGACCAGC
This is a messenger RNA of Amphibalanus amphitrite, 2112 nucleotides long. Its product is annotated as dnaJ protein homolog 1-like. The record is from RefSeq and is a predicted model, not a curated record. Gene Ontology annotation, molecular function: protein-folding chaperone binding. Bases 250 to 1323 code for a protein of 357 amino acids. The transcript has 2 exons. Gene Ontology annotation, biological process: negative regulation of transcription by RNA polymerase II. Gene Ontology annotation, cellular component: cytosol. NCBI's taxonomy places the organism in Eukaryota, Metazoa, Arthropoda, Thecostraca, Balanomorpha, Balanidae.